AACAGGCAGAACCAAUACCAUGUUAUCAAGAGCUGAAGGUAGCUAGACCAUGCCUCUCUCUCAGUUGCGCUCUAGUCCCCUCUGCGAUUACGCCUUUUUUGGCCAUCAAUCCCUUUGUACUGCCUCGGUUCUGGGCUUCACGGCGACGUGAAGCCAUCACAUCAAUUAUUUUCAGACCGUUCCCACAUAUCUCCCAAUGCCGGAUACCGCUACUGGAGAAGCGCCUCUCGAUAUCGCCAUUGUUGGCGGUGGUAUUGUCGGAGUUGUGCUUGCAGUCGGCCUCAUACGUCAAAAAAUAAAGGUCAUGGUCUAUGAGCAAGCCCAAGGGUUUCGUGAGAUCGGUGCCGGCAUGGCAUUUACAGCCAAUGCAAGGCAAUGUAUGGAUCUGAUCGACCCCACCAUUACCGUAGCGCUUAGAGCAAGCGGAUCAGUCGCAACUUCAAGCGGCGACGAGCAGGAUCCAGAUCCAAACGACUAUCUUCGGUGGAUCGAUGGGCAUAAUCAACACCGCAAGGUUGACCCUUCUUAUCAGAAAAUGCUCUUCAAAAUUGAUGCAGGGUACAAAGGCUUUGAGGGAUGCCGUCGUGACCGCUUUUUGGAAGAGCUUGUAAAAAUUUUACCUGCAGACGUGAUCCAGUGCAGGAAGCGCCUAGACACUCUUGAAGAGAAGGAGGAUGGUGGAAAGAUUCGCCUGAUAUUUUGUGACGGAACGACAGCAGAAGCUGAUGCUGUCAUUGGAUGUGACGGGAUCAAGUCACGUGUGAGAGAGAUUAUUCUCGGAGAGGGAAAUCCAGCAUCAUACGCUCACUAUACACACAAGAUCGCCUAUCGUGGCCUGAUCCCCAUGGCCAAGGCGAUUGAAGUGCUGGGAGAGUACAAAGCCAGGAACCAGCACAUCCACGUUGGGCCUAACGCGCAUCUCAUCCACUACCCGGUCGCCAACCAAACUAUGAUCAACGCCACAGCCUUUGUCUCGGACCCCGAAGAAUGGCCUGACGAUAAACGAACGGUCGCGCCCGCUACUCGGAAAGACGUCGAAGAUGCAUUUGAAGGUUGGAGCCCUUGCGUUCGUGGGCUAGUCAGCCAGCUCCCAGAGAAACUCGAUAAAUGGGCGGUAUUCGACCUCUGGGACUAUCCCGCUCCAUUCUACAACAGAGGUAAGAUAUGUCUUGCUGGUGAUGCCGCCCACGCUUCCAGUCCUCACCACGGUGCUGGCGCGUGUAUGGGCAUCGAAGAUGUGCUAUGCCUUUGCACCCUGAUGGGAGAAGCGCGCGUUUUGAUCCAGAAAGCCCCGACAAUCAGAGAUCAAGCUUUGAUCUCGGUAUUCGAGACGUUUAAUUCUGUUAGACGCACGAGGAGCCAGUGGCUUGUGAACAGCAGUCGAAGGGUUUGUGACCUAUAUCACCAGCCAGAAUGGGCCGACCCGGCAAAGUGGGUUAAGGCUGAGACCUGCUUUGAAGAAAUCAAGGACCGGUCGCAUAAAAUAUGGCAUUUUAACUAUAAUGUGAUGUUGCAAGAAGCUACCCAGGGGUAUAAACAAAGCCUGAAGGCAUUAAUUGGUGCAGUAAGUGGCUUAUGAGACUGGGGAUAAAUAUGGCCGAAAAUA
Coccidioides posadasii C735 delta SOWgp is the source of this 1606-nucleotide messenger RNA. RefSeq lists its product as uncharacterized. The record is from RefSeq and is a predicted model, not a curated record. Gene Ontology annotation, molecular function: FAD binding. Lineage: Eukaryota; Fungi; Ascomycota; Eurotiomycetes; Onygenales; Onygenaceae. Gene Ontology annotation, biological process: secondary metabolite biosynthetic process.